AUGAGCCCCUGCCAUGAGCACGAUUCAGCGGGCUACGCCCACGAAGCGACACCUCCGUGGGCAGAGAGGCAUCAGGCAGUCCAGGCCAUGGAUCUGCGACUCGCAUCCGUUGAGUCAGGCAUCAGAGAUCUCUCCUUUGUGAGGGAUUCGAUGGAGCUGGAUCAAGGCCCACAGGAAAGCCCCUCUCCCUCUCCCCCUACUCGCCCCUACAUCCGACCUGCUGUCCUGGACGAUGCAGAGGAUAUUGUCCAAAUUAUCAAUUGGCACACAUCAGCAUCACAUCCCCAUGACCCGGACCUCGAACUUCUGGAGGCUGAACAUGUCUGCAACUUCAUCGAGACUAGCCACUACCGGAGGCUCCCUUUCCUGGUAAUUGUCCAACCGCCGGAUCUGUCUCAAAUCUCCGGGGUAAUCCCAAAAUCGCAAGUUUGCGGCCUUGCCUACAUUGAUGUCUUCGAUGAGAUUGCGACCGAAGAUUCCAUCGGUGACCUGCGCGUGUACGUGCCCCCACCAAUGAUGCGCCGCAGCUUUGGUACUGUGCUUGUCGAAUGCAUCCUAGCUAUUUGUGACGAGCAUUACCGCCGCAGAUGCAAUAUUGAGUGGCGACCAAUCGGGGAAGUGCAGCUGGAUGUGUUGCGACUGAGACAGCUGAUGUGUGCCAUUUCUUAUCCCGCUCAGGUGGAGCACAAUUAUGCAUUUACUUGGCACUGGCUGAAGACCAGAUUCGGAUUCAAUGAUUUCGGCGAAAUAAGGCAAGACCGCGCCAAGAACGGUCAUGAAGAGAAUAUCUAUUGCGUUCAGCUCCUUAUCAAUGCUGGAAGAAGAUGGCAACAGAGACAAGUGCAGCAACAAAUGCAACAGGAAAUGCAGCAGCAAGUUCAGCAGCAAAUGCAGCAACGUUCUCAUUGA
Penicillium brasilianum is the source of this 909-nucleotide messenger RNA. The record is from the annotation of a GenBank genome assembly. NCBI's taxonomy places the organism in Eukaryota, Fungi, Ascomycota, Eurotiomycetes, Eurotiales, Aspergillaceae.